Molecule: messenger RNA, 453 nt
Organism: Gregarina niphandrodes
Lineage: Eukaryota; Apicomplexa; Conoidasida; Eugregarinorida; Gregarinidae
Exons: 2
Source: RefSeq, a predicted model, not a curated record
CGCCGGUGUGUACAACCCCGCCUUGUACGUCACGGCCGCCUCGCCAACCCGCAGCAAGUAGUCCGCACCCGCCGGCAACACCACCAGCGAGUCGAGCGAACAGAAAACCCGCUCCACCCGGUACGUCGGGUUCGUCAUCGCCGCCGUCAGGUCCAGCGCGACCCACUUCUCCUCGGGCGAAAUCCACAGAUCCAGGUCGUCAAUCAGGAAGCAAAAGACGUCAGCAUACACCAACGCCGUCUUCGGGUAACAGGCCAUGUCCUUCAGGUUGUCCUCCAACCGUGACGGCAACAACAACCGCUGGUACUCCUGGUAGAACGGCGCCACCUCGUACAGUCGCCGGAUCGACGCCAUCAGUUCCGCCGGCAAGCUAUAACCCUCCUUCAUCGACAACAGCCACGGGUCCGCCCGCGGCGUCACGAUCGAGGAACACAUCGUGCCCGGCGCGGCCUG